Messenger RNA from Nicotiana tabacum (common tobacco), 1391 nucleotides. Its product is annotated as mitochondrial ATP-independent inner membrane protease subunit 1a. Gene Ontology annotation, molecular function: serine-type endopeptidase activity. NCBI's taxonomy places the organism in Eukaryota, Viridiplantae, Streptophyta, Magnoliopsida, Solanales, Solanaceae. Gene Ontology annotation, cellular component: mitochondrial inner membrane peptidase complex; membrane. The record is from RefSeq and is a predicted model, not a curated record.
AUUUGUUUCAAUUCAGUUGCCACAUUCAAUUUUUGCACCUCUCUUAUUUAGUCUAGGGAUAUUAACAUCGUCUUUUGGUAAUUGGCAUGUGUUUAGCAGAGUUCAAUCCCCUUGCCUAGGCGUCCGAACUCAUUUGUAGCAUUUGAGAGAGAUAUGUGACAUUUGCUUAAAUAACACAAUGCCCAACUCUUAUUUACUCAGUCGUUGUGUUUCUCUUUAAAACCUUUCUUGAACCUCAGUGGAACAGAAAUCAGGGGAAAAUGGGUCUGGGAAAUCUGAAGCAAUUGACACCUUUUGUCAAAGAAGCAUUUCAACAAACACUACUCGUGGCCAAGUUCCUCUGUGGUCUUCAUGUCACCAACACCUACCUCUGCACCUUCGCUCUCACUCAAGGUCCAAGCAUGCUUCCAACGUUUAAUCUGACUGGAGAUCUCGUUUUGGCCGAAAGGCUUUCGACUCGGUUUGAGAAAAUGCAACGGGGCGAUGUGGUGCUAGUGCGGAGCCCCGAAAACCCGAGAAAGAUUGUGAUCAAGAGACUCAUGGGUAUGGGUGGUGAUACUGUUAAAUAUAUUGCGGGUCCUGGGAAUAAUGACAAAGAACAUACUAUUGUGGUACCAGAUGGACAUGUUUGGAUUGAAGGGGAUAACAAGUUUAAUACCACUGAUUCAAGGAAAUUUGGACCUGUUCCUUAUGGACUUGUACAGGGCAGAGUCUUUUGGAUUGUAUGGCCUCCUGAAGAUUUUGGAUCAGUAGGACGAGAAGUACAAUAAUUUAACCUUUUAAGCAAAUACGUACAGCAGUUGACAUUACUUGUGAUCUUAGUCAAAGGCCGGAUAAGUAUGUUUGGCAUGCACUGUACUCAAAAGUACUAACCAGAGUAUCUCUUGCCAUAAAGACAAAGCAGUGCGCUGCCACCUAUUAUAUGGUCCAUAGUAUCAGAUCUUUUGCAUAACCAGGAGAUUGAACUAGACAUUUUCUAGACUUCAGCAAGGUUAGCAGGUAUUCGUGGAGCAUAUGUCAUGCCUGACAAGUAUGGUUGACUGAACUGUUUUUCUGCACUAGAUAUUUAGAAGCUGGUAUGUAUCAGAAAUCUCAAAUGCAACACAGAAUGGCUUGAUAGUUAUAGGUACUUGGAGUAGAUUGGGAUCUUUAUGAAACCAGUUGGCUAUUCAAUUUACUCACGGUAGGAAGGGUCCUCUGAUUUGGUGUGCAUGAGUGUAAGACAAAAACGUCUUGGAAUGGACAGUAGCAACUAUAGCCAAUCUUUUAUGUUAUGCAGGGUAUGUUUUUAUGCUAGCGGAUACUAUGAAAUACUACUGAUUUUAGAUAAUUGUAAGAAAUAUAUUUUUGCAUAAACCAUUUUGUGCUGGAGAUAAAAGUAUUUUAUGCUA